Messenger RNA from Artibeus jamaicensis (Jamaican fruit-eating bat), 4311 nucleotides. RefSeq names its product iodothyronine deiodinase 1 (gene DIO1). The transcript has 5 exons. Gene Ontology annotation, molecular function: single-stranded RNA binding; thyroxine 5'-deiodinase activity. Gene Ontology annotation, cellular component: ribonucleoprotein complex. NCBI's taxonomy places the organism in Eukaryota, Metazoa, Chordata, Mammalia, Chiroptera, Phyllostomidae. The record is from RefSeq and is a predicted model, not a curated record. Gene Ontology annotation, biological process: retrotransposition.
UCAGUGUCCCUGUCCAUCAGCCUCAGAGCCAGGUCCAGCUGUGCCGAGAUGGGGCUGGCCCAGCCAGGACUGUGGCUGAAGAGGCUCUGGGUACUCUUGCAGGUGGCCCUGCAUGUGGCCUUGGGCAAAGUACAACUAAAACUGUUUCCCGAGAGAGUCAAGCAGAAUAUCUUGGCCAUGAACCGGAAGAACCCACACUUCUCCUAUGAAAACUGGGUUCCGACCCUCUUUGGCAUCCAGUAUUUCUGGUUUCUCCUGAAGGUUCGUUGGCAACGAUUGGAGGACAAGACUGAGGAAGGGGGUCUAGCCCCAAACUGCCCCGUGGUUCGCCUCUCAGGACAGACGUGUAACAUUUGGGACUUCAUGCAAGGGUCCUGCUCUCCUGCCUCUCCAUCUGUGAAACCAUCUCAGAUGCUUACAGCUGGGCACGUGCUCUCUCUGUUGUGGGUUCAUGGCCCUCCGUCUGCACAUCUCCUUGGACUCUGGUCGUUCCUCCUCAGCCUCAGACAGCCUAAGCACGAGAGUGUUUUCUUCUUGCUCAAUGGUUGUCUUGCAACAGGCAACAGGCCGCUGGUGCUGAAUUUUGGAAGUUGCACCUGACCUUCAUUUCUUUUCAAAUUUGACCAAUUCAAUAGACUUAUUGAAGACUUUAGUUCCGUAGCAGAUUUUCUCGUCAUUUACAUUGAAGAAGCACAUGCAUCAGAUGGCUGGGCUUUUAAGAACAACGUGGUCAUCAGGAAACACCGGAACCUCCAGGACCGCCUCCAGGCAGCUCACCGGCUGCUGGAGAAGAGCCCCCAGUGCCCUGUGGUGGUGGACACAAUGAAGAACCAGAGCAGCCAGCUCUACGCGGCUCUGCCAGACAGGUUCUACGUGCUCCAGGAGGGCAGGAUCCUCUAUAAGGGUAAACCUGGCCCUUGGAACUAUCAUCCCGAGGAGGUUCGUGCUGUUCUGGAAAAGCUCCACAGUUAAUCUGGACAGAUCCCCCAGUUCCAAGUGACCAAGAGGAGGACUCCUCAAGGGCUGGCUCUCCCCGCAACCCAGCUGGAUUUUACCUCUUGACCUGUAUCCCUAGUUGAAUUCCUAGCUCAAAUUUUUCUGAUCUGAGCAAACAAUUUUAUAAUCAGAAAAUGAAGCAGCCAGAGAGCUGAGUGUUAAGGAAUGUACAGGUCCACACAGCCUCCGCUGUGGAGGCCGCUUUCAGUGCACGAUGUCUCAGAGGGUGACAGCAGCGGUACUCCGCGGGCGAGGGGCUUCUGAAGGGUGGUCUCUCUGCAGUCGCUCUAAUACCGAGGGGUUAGAUAUGGCAUCCCUUACACUAGGUAAAUGCACUUGACCAAGUUGGCCAUUUAUGGCGUUGACAUUUAAUACACUGAACUGGUUUUUUAGAACCAAGCAUGGGGAGAACUCCAAGUGUUUAGAGAGAGACGAGGAAUUGGUAAAGGAGGGAGAAGGGGUGCGAGGAGAGAGUAAGGAUGGUGAUACUUUCCCUGCCAAAAGACCGAAAAACCAGUCAGUGGUGGUGGUCGUGAGGGGUGUUUCCAUGGUAACACAUCUCCAACUCUACCAUAGAAGAGGAGGUUACUCGCUUUACAAUCUUUUAAUAUAUUUCAAAGAAAUCUGGCUCUGGAACCUUUUACUAUCUUAUCCACAGAGUUGAUACUAGGGGGCGGGGAGGACUGACUUCCCCAAAACAUGAUAACCUUGACCAAACUGGACAACAGGCACCAGCAAAGUGCAUUCAGUUAUGCAGAAACUCACACCUGAAGUUCUAUUUCUCAGAUUCCUUUUUUGCAAGUCUCCUAAUCGUGAUUUGUGUUAAAUUAUGUCAGAUGAAUGAAUAACCAUUGGUAUUCACCCGUUUUAACUCUGCUUCUUUUCAUAUUUGUUUAUGAUGGCCACGGCCCAAAGUACAUACGGCUGUGACCUGAUUUGAAAACAAAAUAUUUUAAGAUGCAGAAAGCUAAUACAGAAUGAUUAAAAUAUAUCAGCCCAUUCAAGAUCGCUGUAGUGUGAUCUUUGUAUCUUCUUCUCUAACUUGUGUCCACCUGCACAGUAAUCUGAUCAGCAAAAACACCACGUUCUGGAAGGGCCUUGUGUGAAGGGGAGAACGCUCAGUCUCUAUGCUACAUGUCCAGUGUGGCUCUGUCUUGGAAACUCCCACUGGGGAAUUCUUCUACCCUGGACGCAAACUACCUUCACAACAUGACAAAAGGAAUGGACUUAGGAGACAUUUUUCUAACAUGAAAACACAUUCUCCUUGGCUCUGCCUUCAUUUCUACAAUGUUAAUAUUAUUAAUGUGCUAUUUCACUUUUAAAACUAGCUAUCUUUAGUCAUCUACCAGACACAGGCUCUUUCAGAUGUUAUUUAAUCUCUAUAUAUCUCAGAGAGGAGAUUAUGAUCCCAAUUUUACAAACAAGGAAAUCAGAGCCCCACUCUAAGUAAUUUGUGGAGGGUCUCAGACAAACCCUCUGUUAUUGGUAAAUAACAAGCUGAGAUUCUAACUUCAAGGCUAGAGUCCUGGCUCUAUGCCUGGCUAGCUAUGUGUCCUUGGUUAAGAUGCCUUGGUACCUAGAACUAUAAGGGGACAUCCUAUUAUAGAGUAGUGCCUACCCCACGGAGAGGAUUCGUGAGUAAAGCACUCAGAACCAUGGCUGGCUUGAAGAAAAUUCCACGGAAGCGUUGGCUAUUACCAUUAAUAUCAUUGUUGUGGUUCCACGACUGCCUCCUUGGCCUCCCUUUUAAGGGCUGAUGUAUGGAAAGAAAAUAGGACAGCAGGGACACGAUAAAAAUUCUUCAACUUCCGCCAAGAUGGAGGCAUAGGUGGAAGCACUGUACCUUCUCUCACAACCAAGUUUAAAAACAACAAAGUUUUAACAACAAAAAUGCAGCCAAACAACAGAAAAUUGAACUAUACGGAAGUCUGACAACAAUGAACCCUCCAGCCAAACCAGUAAUAGGGGCAGAGCCAGCAGCAGAGUGGGGUCAGGCAGGAAAGAUCCACCAGACCAAACAGAACACGACCCAGGCUGGCAGCAGUGGGCGGAUCCCAGGUGUGGAGUAGCAGUGGGUGAACCCACUGAGGGCUGACCAAGGUCACACAUUUGUGUACAGAUAAUUGGAGAAGGAGCAUGCGGUGAGACUGAGACAGACCACACAGGCUCCAGCUGAGAGGGGACUGCCAUUGUCCCUCUCUGACUCCGCCCCCACAUACAGCAUCACAAAUCAGCGACCUGGGUGGCCCUGCCCUGGUGAACACCUAAGGCUCCGCUCCUCAUACCAAACAGGUGCAAACAGAGCAAACCAUUAUGGCUCAAGAAGAACAGCUCAAAGCCCCAGAGCCAAUAACUCUAAGCGAUGAAGAAAUAGCCAAACUCUCAGAUACACAGUUCAAAACACUGGUGUUUAGGAUGCUCACAGAACUGGUUGAUUUUAGCCACAAAUUAGAGGAACACAUGAAGGCUAAACUAAUUGAAAUGAAGGGAAAUACACAGGAAACCAAUAGUAGUGGAAAGGAAACUGGGACUCAGAUCAAGGGAGUAAACCAGAAGGAAGAAGAAAAUGACCAAACAGAAAAGGAUGAAGAAACAAGAAUUCAAAAAAAUGAGGAGAGGCUUAGGAACCUCCAGGACAUCUUUAAACGAAUUAUAGGGAUACCAGAAGGGGAAGAGGAACAGCCACAAGUGGACAAUUUAUUUGAACAAAUAAUUAAGGAGAACUUCCCCAAUCUGGCUAAGGAAAUAGACUUCCAGGAAAUCCAGGAAGCUCAGAGAGUCCCAAAGAAGUUGGACCCAAGAAGGAACAUACCAAGGCACAUCAUCAUUACAUUAGCCAAGAUUAAAAUGAAGGAGAGAAUCCUAGAAGCAGCAAGAAAUAAGGGGACAGUUAUCUACAAAGGAGUUCCCAUCAGACUGUCAGCAGAUUUCUCAAAAGAGACCUUACAGGCAAGAAGGGGCUGGAAAGAAGUAUUCCAAGUCAUGAAAUCCAAAGACCUAUAUCCAAGAUUGCUCUAUCCAGCAAAACUUUCAUUUAGAAUGGAAGGGCAGAUAAAGUGCUUCUCAGAUAAGGUCAAAUUCAAGGAGUUCAUCAUCAUCAAGCCCUUAUUAUAUGAAAUGUUAAAGGGACUUAUCUAAGAAAAAGAAGAUAAAAAAGAUGAACAGUGAAAGGACAGCAAACUCACAGUUAUCAACAACCACACCUAAAACAAAAGCAAACUAAGAAGACAGCUAGAUCAGGAGCAAACCAUAAAAAUGAAGAUCACAUGGAGGGUUAGCAACAGGGGAAUGGGAGAAGGAGAAGGGGGGAGAAGG